AAAUGCAGGACAUUUCGGAACGUAUUCUAAAAUAUAUCGCAGAUCAUGGCGAAGUGGAUACGCUUGAUCUGGCCACAGUGUUCGGAGAGGAUCACCAGAAAAUAGUUGGUGGCGUUAAAAGUAUCGAGGCAACCGGUGAGCUGAUCCAGUGUGUGCCAAGCACACGCAAAUCUUGGAAGCUUACGGCAGAAGGACGGGACAUUCUGGAACAUGGUAGCCACGAGGCGAACGUGUUUAAAGCUGUCCCGCAGAAUGGUAUACCGCAGGCCGAGUUAAUGAAGUGUGGAGGCAAGAACCCAAAAGCUGGCUUCAGCAAGGCCAUGUCGAACGGCUGGAUAUUGAUCGACAAAACCGGUGGUGCACCGCUCGUUCGCCGCAAGGUGGACACCAUCGAGGAUGAAGUGCUGGCGUACGUUAAAGCCAUCGCAGAUGGCAAAGAGUCGAGCGUCCCGGACGGUGUGAAGAAUGAGUACAAGAAGCGCAAAAUUCUCGAGGAAAGUGUGACGAAAAGUUUCGUACUAUCGAAGGGGCCAGAAUUUGCGACCACUCUCAAGAAGCUAGAAACGGAUCUGACGGUUGAAAUGUUAGCGAGCGGUCUGUGGAAGGAUUUGAAAUUCAAGGCGUACAACUUUGAUGCCCUCGGAGCACCGCCCGGACGAGGCCAGCUACAUCCGCUGAUGAAAGUGCGCACCGAGUUCCGGCAGAUAUUCCUCGAGAUGGGUUUCUCGGAGAUGCCAACGAACAACUUUGUCGAGUCAAGCUUUUGGAAUUUUGACGCACUGUACGUACCGCAGCAACAUCCGGCACGCGAUCAGCAGGAUACGUUCUUUGUGUCGCAUCCGAAAAUGAGCGAUAAAUUCCCGUUGGCGCUGGUGGAAAGUGUGCGCGAUUCGCACGAACGUGGUGUCGAUGGUUCGAUUGGGUACCGGUACGACUGGAAGCUGGACGAAAGUCGCAAGAAUGUGCUGCGUACGCAUACGACCGGUGUGAGCGCCCGGAUGCUGUACAAGGUGGCCCAUCAGCCCGGUGGGUUUAAGCCGGUCAAAUACUUCAGCAUCGACAAGGUGUUCCGAAACGAAACGCUGGACGCUACCCAUCUGGCCGAGUUCCAUCAGGUGGAGGGCGUUGUGGCUGACUAUGGCAUCACGUUGGGCGAUCUGAUCGGUACGUUCAAUGCGUUCUUCAACAAGCUCGGCAUCACGGAGCUGGAGUACAAACCGACAUUCAAUCCGUACACCGAGCCGUCGAUGGAAAUCUUUUGCUUCCAUCCGGGUUUGCAGCGAUGGAUCGAGGUUGGCAAUUCGGGAGUGUUCCGGCCGGAGUUGCUUAUCCCGCUCGGUGUACCGAAGGAGGUGAAUGUGAUUGCGUGGGGCCUGUCGCUCGAACGCCCGACAAUGAUCAAGUACGGGCUGAACAACAUUCGCGACCUUAUUGGGCCGAAGGUGGAUUUGAAGAUGGUUCAGGAUGGUCCGAUUUGUCGCAUGAAUUGUUAA
Molecule: messenger RNA, 1493 nt
Organism: Anopheles maculipalpis
Lineage: Eukaryota; Metazoa; Arthropoda; Insecta; Diptera; Culicidae
Gene: alpha-PheRS
Product: phenylalanine--tRNA ligase alpha subunit
Exons: 2
Coding region: 3-1493 (496 amino acids)
Biological process (GO): phenylalanyl-tRNA aminoacylation
Cellular component (GO): phenylalanine-tRNA ligase complex; cytoplasm; cytosol
Molecular function (GO): ATP binding; phenylalanine-tRNA ligase activity; tRNA binding
Source: RefSeq, a predicted model, not a curated record